This is a messenger RNA of Beta vulgaris subsp. vulgaris (sugar beet), 5823 nucleotides long. Its product is annotated as putative disease resistance protein RGA3. Gene Ontology annotation, molecular function: protein binding; ADP binding. The coding region runs from base 1261 to 4710 and encodes 1149 amino acids. Gene Ontology annotation, biological process: defense response to other organism. The transcript is spliced from 2 exons. NCBI's taxonomy places the organism in Eukaryota, Viridiplantae, Streptophyta, Magnoliopsida, Caryophyllales, Amaranthaceae. The record is from RefSeq and is a predicted model, not a curated record.
UUCAAUUGAGUUCUUCCCACCGUAUCACGUCACGCCCCACGCCCCCACCUUCCACCAACUUUUGGCUUUCUCUACACUCUACAGUUCUGCACAACAAUGGCGCCAUCUUCUUCUUCUCUCAUACCUCCAACAACAACAAUCAACAAUGGCGAAAUUAAUGCGCUCAUCCACUCUCAAGAAAAUCCCUAAACCAACAUUAGCUCGCUGCUCUUCUUGUCUGCAUGAUUGCAUAUCAUUGACUGGUUCUUCUUUCUUACUCUUUCACUUAGUAUUUAAUUAUUACUAUUCUACCCCAUAAAAAAUCAAGCCUUUUUAUUUAUUUAUUUAUUUUGAGCCCUAAAUAAUGCAAACUGUGGAAUUUCAUCGGGAAUUAUUGCUUUUCUAAUAGUUGAUACUUUAAAUGAAUUAAGGGUACACAGUUUAUUUUUUGAAACUAAAGAAAUGCAUCAUAAAACUCAAUUCAAUAUGAGUCUGUGUUUGGUUACAAAGUUACAAUCAAUUAAAAAUUUCAUCUUUGAUAAAAACGUCAAAUAAAACUAAGAUUAGUAGGAGUUUGCGUUGGAUUAGGGUUCAUAGUUAGGAUGUGUUUGGUACAUUCAGACAGUUUCAUUGUGGGCAUAAUCCUUGAUGUUUCACCAUUAUUCACAAUAUUUUCCACUCUACAUAUUAUCAACAAAUCUCGCAGUUCAGUUUUUAUGGAAAAAAACUGUCUACCUAGGUCCGAGGUUGUAAUCCACCUACUAGAAAUAGACAUUAAUAAUUAGUGGAGUACAACUCAACCGAGUUAAUUAUUAUUUAAUUGUCUAUUUCUAGUGGGUAAUCUAACUAGUGGGUAGAUGUAUCAAUCUCGAGUUGUUAUACUCCCUUUUCUUAAUUUAAAAAUCAAGGCUCGAAAGUUGGAGCAGAGUAAAUUAAUGGUGGACGAAUUGACUGAGUAAAUUAAUGGUGGAUGACUUGACUGGGCAGAUAAGCUCUUAUAUGAUGUAGGACGACUUGACUGAGUAAAUUAAUACUUCGUUAAUUGAUUAUUCAUGUGGAAAAUGAUCCACAAUUAUUGUCCUUUUGUGGGUUGCUAGGUACAAUUGAUGUUUUCUUUGAAGAACAAAAAAUAAAAGCCAGUUUAUUCUUGUAUUUGAGUCGUUGAAACAAAAGGGUAUAUUUAGUACAAAAAAAGGGAAAAGAUAAAAGAAAGGGAGUUUGUGUUUGGUUAUAGACAAUCAAAAAAAUUUAUCUUUGAUCAAAACAUCGAAUAAAAGAGUCAUGGCAGUUGUAGCAGCAGUAGGUUUAGCAACAGGUCUUGCACAAACAUUGUUAGCUGCACUACAGACUAAGGAAGUGAAAGAGAUGUGCUCGAUGUUUCAUUGUGAAUCUCAACUUAAGAAGCUGGAGAACACUAUGUCCACCAUCAAUGCUCUCCUUCUCGACGUCGAUUCUAAGCGUCAGGGGCUAACCCACGAAGGCCAAGUAUGGGUUGAGAAGCUCAAGGAUGCUGUUUAUGAUGUUGAUGAUUUGCUUGAUGAAUUUGCUACUAUUGGUCAGCAGCGCAAACAAGCGCAGGAUGCUAAGUUCCGCACAAAGGCAGGUAACUUCUUCUCUCGUAACAACAAGUACUUGGUUGCUUUUAAUGUGUCUCAAGAGAUCAAGAUGCUUAGGGAGAAGUUGAAUGCUAUUACCAAAGAUCAUAUAGAUUUUGGCUUCACAGAUGUGACCAAACCUGUUGGUGUACGAGAGGAAACCUGUUCUAUAAUUUCUGAGCUGGAAGUUAUUGGGAGGGAGGAUGAUAAGGAAGCUAUUGUGGGUAUGUUGUUGUCAGACAGUCCUUCAGAUCGAAAUGUUUGUUUUGUGAACAUUGUGGGGGUUGGAGGGUUGGGGAAAACCACCCUUGCCCAACUUGUAUACAACGAUGAGAGAAUUGAAGGGGCGUUUUCAAAGAGGAUUUGGGUUUGCGUGUCUGAACAAUUUGGGCGCAAAGAAAUCCUUGGUAAGAUACUUGGCAAGGAGGUGGUUAACUUAGAGGUAGCACAGGGAGAAGUCCGAAGUCUCCUCGAAAGGAAAAGGUACUUGAUUGUUCUAGACGAUGUUUGGAACGAGAGCCAUGAAGAAUGGCGUAAUUUGAAGCCUUUCUUGGCUUCAGAUGUAAGUGGAAGCAAAAUCAUCAUAACUAGUCGCUCCAGAAAAGUGGCAACAUCUAUAGGAGAGGAUUCCAUUAUGUAUGAGUUAAAAGAUCUGUCAGAAGAAAGUUCUUGGAGUUUGUUCAAGUUGAUAGCAUUUGGCAAACAAAGAGAAGAUCAUCAGGUUGACCCCGAUCUUGUCGACAUUGGCAAAGAGAUCGUGAAGAAAUGUGCAAAUGUGCCUCUCUCUAUAAGGGUGAUAGCUAGCUUGCUGUAUGAUCAAAGCAAAAACAAGUGGGUGUCCUUAAGGAGUAUUGACUUGGCUGAUAUGAGUCAUGAAGAUGAUGAAAACUCCAUAAUGCCGACAUUGAUGUUUAGCUAUUAUCAGUUGAGUCCUGAGUUAAAGAGUUGCUUCAGCUUUUGCUCACUCUUCCCUAAAGAUGAUAUAAUAAAAAAGGAAUUGUUAAUUAGUAUGUGGUUGGCACAAGGCUACCUUGUUGCUACCGACAUUGCUCAGAGCAUAGAAGAUGUUGGUGAACGCUAUUUUACAAUCUUAUUGAAUAGAUGCUUUUUUCAAGACAUUGAGCUGGAUGAGCAUGGUGAUGUUUAUUCAUUCAAAAUGCAUGAUCUCAUGCAUGAUCUUGCUCUGAAAGUGGCUGGUAAAGAGUCAUUGUUCAUGGCUCAAGCUGGUAAAAAUCACUUGAGGAAAAAAAUUCGUCAUCUGUCUGGAGAUUGGGAUAGUUCGAAUUUGUGCUUGCGGAAUACACUGCGUACAUAUAUGUGGCUGUCGUACCCCUAUGCUAGGGAUCCGUUGUCGGAUGAAGUGACUCAAAUAAUUUUAAAAUGCAAACGUUUAAGGGUAUUGAGCUUGCCCAAACUAGGUACUGGUCACACUUUACCAGAGAGAUUUGGUAGGUUAUUACAUUUGAGGUAUCUUGAUCUCUCUGAUAAUGGGUUGGAGAUGCUUCCCAAACCAAUUACCAAGCUUCAUAAUUUACAAAUACUAAUAUUACAUGGAUGCUCAAAUUUAAAGGAGUUGCCGGAGGACAUAAGCAAGCUGGUAAAUCUUAGGACGUUGGAUAUAAGUGGCUGUGAUGGUUUAUCUUAUCUGCCAAGGGGGAUGCAUAAUUUGACAAAUCUUCACAGGCUAACACAAUUCGUAGUUGGCGGGGUUGAUGUGAAGCAGAUACAAGGAAGCAAGCUUGUGGACUUGCAAGCUUUUAGAAGCCUGAAAGGUGAUCUUUGCAUCACAGUUCUAAACUUCUCUUCAGAGAAUAUUCCCGAUGCUACAAGAAGAGCCUUUAUAUUAAAGGAUGCACGUCUCAAGAAUUUAGACAUAGAAUGUUGCAUCUCCGAAGGUGAAAAGAUUGAGUUUGAUCAAAGUGAGGUUCAUGAGACAUUGAUAGAGGACUUAUGUCCUAAUGAGGAUAUUCGUCGUAUCAGUAUGGGUGGAUAUAAAGGCACGAAAUUGCCAAGCUGGGCGUCGUUGAUGGAGUCAGAUAUGGAUGGGUUGCAACAUGUGACAUCACUAAGUCGAUUUCGUUGUCUUAAAGUUCUUAGCCUCGAUGAUUUGCCAAAUGUAGAGUACAUGGAGAUAGAGAAUGAUGGAGCACAGGCAUUAGCGUCAAGAAGCUGGGAACCGAGGACAUUCUUCCCUGUUCUUGAGAAGUUAAAGCUCAUCAAGAUGCCAAAGUUAAAAGGAUGGUGGAGAGGAUUAAGAUGGAGGGAGAUGGAAGGAGGGGGUGGUUCUUUGGUUGAUGCUAAAGGUGACAUCCAUAUAGAACAUGUUGUGUCUCUCCCGUAUUUUCCACGACUCCUUGAUUUGACAAUUAAACGCUGUGAGAACAUGACAUACUUUCCCCCAUGUCCACAUGUGAAACGACUGAAACUGAGGAGAGUCAAUGAAGCACUGACAUUUUGUAUGAAAGGAGGCGUAUGGUCCUCUAACAUGUCAAAGUCGUGUUUUGAGAAGUUGGAGGUGUAUAAUGCAAGAGUUAUGAAUUCCGUAUUGAGUGAGUUUCAGGGAGAUGCCAUUGGUAUAGAAUUAAGGUUUGAUGAUGAAGUGAAAAGUAUGGGGGUAGUGAGGGAGGGAUUUGAAAAAUUGGGCCGGGGAUUGAAGAGGCUCUCAAUUGGCUAUUGCAAGGAGCUUGACAUGGAAGACGAAGAGGUGGAAGGGAUGCCAUGGAAAUAUCUUCAAUCUCUUUCUUCCUUGAAAUUAGAGCGUCUUCCAAAGAUGAAAAAACUGCCAAAGGGGCUCCAGUACUUGACCUCCCUCCAAUCCUUAGAAAUUCAGGGAUGCUACAACUUGGAGGAACUUGGGGAGUGCAUAGGCUUCCUAACAUCCCUCCAAUUCCUCCGAAUUAUAGGAUGCAACAAACUGAAAGCCCUUCCGGUAUGCAUUGGAUUCCUUACAUCUAUGCAAUAUCUUGAAAUCAGUAGCCGCCAAUUGGAAUCAUUACCAGAAUCCAUGCGUCACCUCACCUCCCUCACUACACUUGACAUCUAUACAGCAAACGAUCAACUCCGGGAAAGAUGUCGACAACCAGAUGGAGAGGACUGGCCCAAAAUAUGCCACAUUCCUAACUUAGAUAUCGAUUGAUUUGGCAUACUCAGAUUAUCUCCAUUCCAAGUCUGAAAUGGAUCUGUCUUUUAUUUUUCUGCUGAGUACACAUGUAGUAACAAGCCAACACUGGACUGGAAGCAUCUACUGGGUAAUUAAUUCAUUUGUAAUAUUAGCUCUGAUGCAUGAUUAUUGUAAAUUCCGAAAUCCCUUCUGAAUAACAAUUUUGUGUCUAUCAUUUUUCAUCAAAAAGGAUGAUCAUGCAUGUUAUUCUUUCUAGAUUUAUUCCUUCAUUGUUGAAUCCAUUGUGAUCAACUGCAGUUGGAUACUUCCACAGCAGAUUCUUGGUUCCAUUCAAGUGGAAAAAACAUCUCAAUUUUAGUUUUUUUUCCCCAAUAUAAUAUUAACCCAUGAAUCAUACUUCUUUUGUAACAAGCAAUGUCUCAAUGACAUCUCUAGUUUUUUGUUAUUUGUUUCCAAACUGAAGGUCUAUCCAGUUGCUUCUACACAGAUGAAAACCAUUUUUCAUACCCACAGAUGGUUCUGGAAUCAAUAUUCUCGGCUUGAACACGUUUUUGACUGAAUGGGAUCAUAAUUCUAUGAACUACCAACUGCAGUACUAAUAGAGCUAUUAUCAGCAUGGAUCAAGAUACAGACUUUCUGAAGUCACGCUAGCAGGCAGCAGCAUAGUAUUGACAUUGAACGCUCAUGCAAUCGGCUUGCCUGAUUCCAUGUCAGCGGAGGAUGGUUGACCGAUAGCUGUUACUGAUGAGCUUGUGUUUUACUAUGAAUGUGUGUUUUUUAUCUUAAUCUCUCACCUAGGCACAUGAUGUUGAAGCUGUUAGCAACCCUUCCUAGAAGGUGGGUCUUCUGUUUCUCUGAUGCUAUUCAUAAUCAUAGGUGAAGAAUGGUUAUUUUUCUGAUGAUAAGUUUGUGCAAGUAAUGGGGUGUGAGCCAUUGAAGUAGUGCUUAUAUGCCUGGCAAUUGACAUUGCUUCAGGCAAGAACUCAAGGUUUUUUGUAAAGUAAAGUAUUGAACUCUUCAGAUUAAUUAAACCUGAUACAAAACAUUUUUAGUGAACCUUGUAAAUAUGUGUCCUACUAGAUUUAUUUUUGCAUCUUAAUAACAAGUAGCAAGACAGUAUUGUUAUAA